AUGGCCUAUCGAACACCCAAAAAGAGGAGGGAUUCGCGAUUAAAAAGAAGGGAAGCUAGGGAUACCGAUGAUGAUAAUCAAACCGCAAUAGGAAGAGGAGUUGCGAGACCAAGGCCAAGACGAGAUGCGAUGCCUGUUGAUGUGGAAAGAGUGAUUGAUAAUUAUGUUGAAGCUAUGACAACUCUUGGUGUCGAUGGACUGAGGAGGCAGUUCCGAGAGCAACUAUCUGGAUAUCGAGCACCGGAUGAAAGAUAUAAAUUUACAGCAUUUGAGGCAAAUCCUGAAAGGAACCGAUAUCUACUCACAUUAGAUGUUCCGCCAAGCACAGACUACAUCCACGCGAACUGGGUUAAAUUUGAAGGACAUGAUAAAGUUUUUAUAGCGACACAGGCUCCUCUAGACAACACAAUAGAAGAUUUCUGGAGAAUGGUCUUUCAAGAAGGAUGUCCCAACGUUGUCAAUCUCACAAAAAUAAUAGAAGAUGGUAAGAUAAAGUCAACUCAGUACUGGCCACUCGAGCCAGGAGCAUUUCAAAGCUAUGGAAAAAUGUUUAUCAAUACAAAAAAGGUUGAGUCCGAAGGGAAAUUUUUGAUAUACACAGUCGAGGUUUUACCGGAAGGUUGUUCAAAUUCUAAUAUAGUAAAGGUAAUACACAUGACAAGUUGGCCAGAUCGUGGUUUACCAGUAAGUGGGCGCCAUGUGUUGAGGCUUAUUCGUCAAGUUAACGGAGACAAACUCGAUAAUGGACCGAUAGUGAUGCACUGCUCUGCAGGGAUUGGGAGAACCGGUACCAUCAUACUCAUUGACGUAAUCUUGCGCCGUCUAUUUAGCGCAAAAGAUGUUGAUAUUGCGGAACUGUUCAAAACACUUCGCAAUCAACGGGCAUCAUGCAUCCAGGUAGAAGGGCAAUUCGUAUUCAUAGUCCUCAGCGUCCUCGACUAUAUCAAGAUCAAGAUACCAAAACACAAAGAAAGGGUAAACAAAUUUAUGGAAGAUUUCAAAGCAACAAUGCUUACAUCAUCCUAAGCUUCAAAUUAGAAUCGCACUGUUUGCAUUACUUAGAUUCGACAUUUACAUCCAAAUGAUUGAUUGAUUACAAAG
Molecule: messenger RNA, 1101 nt
Organism: Cylicocyclus nassatus
Lineage: Eukaryota; Metazoa; Nematoda; Chromadorea; Rhabditida; Strongylidae
Source: the annotation of a GenBank genome assembly